This is a messenger RNA of Coregonus clupeaformis (lake whitefish), 1643 nucleotides long. Its product is annotated as angiopoietin-related protein 5-like. NCBI's taxonomy places the organism in Eukaryota, Metazoa, Chordata, Actinopteri, Salmoniformes, Salmonidae. Bases 119 to 913 code for a protein of 264 amino acids. The transcript has 7 exons. Gene Ontology annotation, molecular function: receptor tyrosine kinase binding. The record is from RefSeq and is a predicted model, not a curated record. Gene Ontology annotation, biological process: Tie signaling pathway; angiogenesis.
CGGAUCCACACCCUUGGCCUAAAUAAAUAGGCUUACACCCUCUCUGAAUGAACUUUCAACUGACUGGGAGUAGACCAUAGACCGUAAAGGAAUACACAGGACAAGAACUUUGGACAAAAUGUGGAAUAGGAUAUUUUUUUGUGGACUGGUGGUCUGUCUCAUCUGCCUUACUGACCAGACUCAGGGCCAGAAAACACCUUUAGUUGUUCAAGGGAUAGAUUGCACACAAAUCAAAAUUCUCUCCCCCCGAGCCACCAGUGGAGUGUAUGUCAUUCAGCCUGCAGGAGUCACAUCCCCCUUUAAGGUGUAUUGUGAGAUGCUGGCGGACGGAGGCUGGACAGUCUUUCAAAUGCGCACCGGGGCAGAGGUUCUUUUCAACAAGAUGUGGGCUGAAUACGAACAAGGCUUUGGGCAUUUACAGAAGGACCACUGGCUGGGUCUGAGUAAGGUGUUUGCUCUAACCAAGGGGGGCAAGGGGCGGAGAUCGACUAUGCGGGUCGACCUGUGGGACUUUGAAGGGGGCACCGCCUUUGCUGAGUACAGCGACUUCCGUCUGGGCAGGGAGAAUGAGGCCUACAAGCUGAACGUUGGAGCCUACAGGGGCAACGCAGGUGAUGCCAUCCGUGGGAAAUACGCCGGCAUUGACCAGAAUGGUUUUGGCUUCAGCACAACCGACAAGGACAAUGAUGGCUGCUCGCCCUGCAUCUUUGGCGACAUCGCCGAGAACACAUGCAGCUUCUCGGAGGGAGGAGGAGGGUGGUGGUACAGCCGCUGUGGCUCUGCCAGCCUGAACGGAGACUGGCACCCUGCCGGCGAACACAUCGGCUGGGCCUCCGGCCUCCACUGGGAGACCUGGAAAGGACCUGCCCCAUACUCAGCCCGAGCCAGCCCCAUGAUGAUCAAGUCUGUGUGAGGCCACGUCUCAAUACAUCUGAAAUGGUUUCCUAGGCCUAUGUCUCCUUUCCUUUAUGACCACCGGUCUGAGAAGCACCUGGCAGUGUGGCACAGUAGUGGGCAUGAGUAGAGGAAGCCAUUAAAAGAACUGGAACACACACAGCUAUGUGUUCCAUGGAGUGAUGCCUGCAUUCCGUGCCAUAUUGUUUUAGCUUGAAUGGUCUGUUUAUUUGGGCAUGUUGUCCAAUCAACACACUGUAUUUGCGCUUUUUCAUCUAUUUGUUUCUUCAUGUUUUUGUUUAUCCCAUUCUCUUUGUGGUAUUAUAUAAUGAUGCACAAAUCAGAGCCAACAUGUAAGUGACAGAAAUAGAAAAUAUAGUUUUUUUUACACUUGACCAUUUAAAGUCUAAAGUCCACCAUGCUCAGAGCCACCAUGUUUUCAGUGAAGAGAAAAUACCUUGUGGAAGUUUUACUUGUUACACAGCAACAAUUCUACAGAUCUAACUUGUGAACUGUUUCAUCACAUAGUUUGGCAUAACUUAUAUUCUAGAAUGUUGAUACUGUAUGCAUUUUUAAAUAGAAUAACUUUUUGAACAUUUAUUUAGCACAAACUUAGCCAAUAUUCAAUCAAGUUCAGACACCAUUAUUUUUGCCCUGUAAACAUGCUUGGAUGCAUGCAUUCUAUGGUGUGUGUUUAUAGUGAAAUAAAAGUUGUACUUACUGCAUAUUAAAUCAUUCGUGGUUUCUCA